AUGACUACAAGCAUCAAGACAUCCCCUGCCCUCGGCGACCGGCCACCCGGCCGGCCACUGGGCGACGGCUGCCCCACUGGUGACGUGGCGCGGGAAGCGCGCGAGCAACCGUCGGCCCAACCGCCGCCGCCUCGCGCGCCCCAUCCAAACCAACCAAUGGGCGCCCGUCUUUUUGGCGCCAGGGCGGGGAAGUGGCGCGGCCUCGUCCCGCUGCAACCUAUAGGAUCGUUGGAACUACAAAUUUUCAUUCCAAUGAAUUCAGAAAGGUUAAUAUCAGAGAACAGAAACAGCUUUAAUAAUAAAGCCAACUCUGCCACUAUGACAAGGCAACCAUCUCGAGUCCUUGUAGUGGAUGUUACACCUCCUUUCUGGUCAGACAUUUGCUCCAAUCUCUGUGAAGUCCUGGAAAAUUUCUUUGCUUUAGCCUGCAGUUUGGGAGGGUUAUGUCGCCUGCCUCUCUUCAGUCUUUAUGUGGUUCACAAUCAACAGGAAUGUCUUCUUCCUUUUCUGCAAGUGAAAGGAAACUUUCCCAAGCUCCAGUCAUGCAUCUCAGAACUGAGAUCAAUGCCAAAAGAGGGGUGUUUGCGUGAAAAGCCAGGUUCAUUAAAACAUGCUGUAGAAGAUGGUCUUUUACAGUUUAAACAGUACAUGAGGCAUGUGACAAUAGGAGGAUCACUGAAUAGCUGCUCAGUAGAGAUUACAGUACUUACCACCCAGCCUGGGAAGCAAGUGGUGAAGCAACUUGAGUCAGGUCUCAGUGAGACUGAUUUAGUCAGUGUUAGGCGCUUACAGGUACUGCAAGUAUCCAGCUCUAACGCAAUGGAACUGAUGGACAUGCCUUGCAGCACACAGUCAAUCCUAUCUGGUGAAGUAAACAACUCUGAUGAAUGCUCCAUCCUGGGGACAGAUAUCGACCUGCAGAUAAUUGGGAAUGACACAGUCAGCCUGGAUAGUUUCUUCAAGAGUUGGUUACACAAUCAUGAAACAGACAAGGAACAUCUCCAUUUGUUGCUUGCAGAUAUGCGUCUUCCCACCUGCUUGAAAUGUGAUGUUCAGGAGCGACUCAUCAGUCCUGCCCUCCUUCCUGGACCUAUUGACUUCACUGAGAAAACUGAAAGUCUCAAAGACAUCCAAAAGAUUAACAAAGCAGCAAAUUCAGGAAGCUUGCAGUACAAACUCCAAGUUAUAAAAGCUCUGAAAUCAGAUGGUGUCUGUGAAUCUGUAUUCUAUGGGCUCCCACUUAUCAUCACACCUACAAACUGCUGGAAGCUGGACUGGGAUGAAUUGGAAACAAAUCACCAAAACUUCCAUGCACUCUGUCACACCUUGAAGAAAAGAGACUGGAUGCUUUUAGCUCGUUCUGAGCCUCAGGUUAUGAGAACUACAUGGUCUGUUCAUGUUGACUCCUAUUACAUCAUACUGCCUUCAACCACCUUGAGUCUCCUGGUAAAGCCUGUGGCAGUGCAAGAGCUCCUUUUACCCUGUGAUCUUCCUUACAGAUUUGAUGAUCCACCCGAAACAGCUCUGAGUAAAAUGGAGGAGAUAUUGGAUGGGCUCGAUGUGGAAUCAACAUUUAACCCACUGAGCCUGAAAAGUAAUCUGUAUAAGCAUCUCAGAGGAACUUUAGUUAGAUCUCCUUAUCGUCAGCAACCAAAGCAAGUGCAGCGGAGAGAGCAACAUCAUCCUGAACAACUACACAGACAGCAGAACAGGCCGAACCAAAAUAAAAUGAAAGCUGCAGUGGCUCCCCUCCCAUUAGUUCAUCAGCCUGCCAAUCAGCCCAAGAAUCUCAGGCCUACAUUGUCUGUAAGCACUUGUUCCUAUAGAACAGCCUCAUUCUCAGAUGAAGAAGAGUUUUUGUCAGGCUCAUAA
Molecule: messenger RNA, 1872 nt
Organism: Pristis pectinata (smalltooth sawfish)
Lineage: Eukaryota; Metazoa; Chordata; Chondrichthyes; Rhinopristiformes; Pristidae
Gene: m1ap
Product: meiosis 1 associated protein
Exons: 10
Coding region: 1-1872 (623 amino acids)
Biological process (GO): meiosis I; male meiosis chromosome separation; spermatogenesis
Source: RefSeq, a predicted model, not a curated record